Molecule: messenger RNA, 597 nt
Organism: Prionailurus viverrinus (fishing cat)
Lineage: Eukaryota; Metazoa; Chordata; Mammalia; Carnivora; Felidae
Product: keratin-associated protein 4-11-like
Exons: 1
Coding region: 1-597 (198 amino acids)
Cellular component (GO): keratin filament
Source: RefSeq, a predicted model, not a curated record
AUGGUCAACUCCUGUUGUGGCUCUGUCUGCUCUGACCAGGGCUGUGGCUCCAGCUGCUGCCAGCCUUGCUGCCGCCCCACCUGCUGCCAGACCACCUGCUGCAGGACCACCUGCUGCCGCCCCAGCUGCUGUGUGUCCAGCUGCUGCCGCCCCUCCUGCUGUGGCUCCAGCUGCUGUGGCUCCAGCUGCUGCAGGCCCAGCUGCUGCAUCUCUAGCUGCUGCCGCCCCUCCUGCUGUGGCUCCAGCUGCUGUGGCUCCAGCUGCUGCAGGCCCAGCUGCUGCAUCUCUAGCUGCUGCCGCCCCUCUUGCUGCCAGACCACCUGCUGCCGCCCCAGCUGCUGUGGCUCCAGCUGCUGUGGCUCCAGCUGCUGCCGCCCCUCCUGCUGCAUUUCUAGCUGCUGCCGCCCCUCUUGCUGUGGUUCCAACUGCUGUGGCUCCAGCUGCUGUGGCUCCAGCUGCUGCCGCCCCUCCUGCUGCCCCUCCUGCUGCCUGCGCCCAGUCUGUGGCCGGGUCUCCUGCCACACCACUUGCUAUCGCCCCACCUGUGUCAUCUCCACCUGCCCCCGCCCCAUGUGCUGUGCCUCCUCUUGCUGCUGA